Messenger RNA from Loxodonta africana (African savanna elephant), 2302 nucleotides. Its product is annotated as olfactory receptor 2T3-like. Lineage: Eukaryota; Metazoa; Chordata; Mammalia; Proboscidea; Elephantidae. Bases 837 to 1796 code for a protein of 319 amino acids. Gene Ontology annotation, cellular component: plasma membrane. Gene Ontology annotation, biological process: detection of chemical stimulus involved in sensory perception of smell; G protein-coupled receptor signaling pathway. Gene Ontology annotation, molecular function: G protein-coupled receptor activity; olfactory receptor activity. The record is from RefSeq and is a predicted model, not a curated record. The transcript has a single exon.
UUAUUAUUUACAGCAUUUACAUUUUCUGUUCUGUGACAUUGAGAAAGAGGAUUAUAUUUUCAUUUGCCGAAUUAAUCCCCACUUCCAUUAUGAAAGGGACCAGCCAGCACACUGUUGCUCUCCUGGCCUGCCCCCAGCAGCCCUGAGCUGCUCUUCCCCAGCACCUGGGCUCCCCCUCUGCUCCUGAUGCAGAGUGCUGCUGUUUACUGAGCUCAAUCAUGUGAGGAAGAGUAGAAUACAAUUGAAAUGUAUUAGUGAGGGUGAGGGUGUUAAUAGAGAGAUAUGAUGGCUAGAUGGUAUUUGAGGAGAUUUCAAAGGACCUCCAACUUUUCAGAAAAUUUCAAUGAUAAUGUUAGUACUAUUAAUGAUAUUAAUAAGAGAUUAGCAUCAGCUACUACUACUAUUACUGAGUGCCACUGUAUCUAAAAGUGGAGUGGGAGCUUUAGUAAGCUGUUUAACACUCACAUUGUGUUAAAGACUUAAUGUGCAUUGUUUCGUUUAAUCUUUAUAACUUCCCAUGAAGUGAGUCCUAUAAAAUUCUCAAUUUUAGGUGAAGUAAAUAAGACUUAAAGAGUUUAAAUGCCUUGUCUUUAUACAGCUCACAAGGGGUCCACCCUCCCAGGUGUAUUUGAUUCCUGACCCUGCUUCUCAUCAUUUCUUGGUGUGGCUUCACUGGCGUUUGAUGUCAUCAUUCUAUAUUGGUUCAAUCUCACUUUGUAAAAAUAGCUAAAAGCACAUGCCCUACUGGACAAAGGUUAGGACAGUGACAUAUCCAGGGAACAUUUAAAAACAAUGACUCUUAUUUUCUUCCCCAGGUGAAAACUGGAAGCUGGACCAUGUGCUCAGUAAAUCAAACUUCAAGCACUGAUUUCAUCCUGGUGGGGCUCUUUGUUUCAACAAAGCAUGCAGUCCUCCUCUACAGUCUGUCCUUCAUCUUGUUCCUGAUGGCCCUAACUGGAAAUGCCCUUCUCAUCCUCCUAAUCCACAGGGAGUCCUGCCUUCACACCCCCAUGUAUUUCUUCAUUAGCCAACUCUCUCACAUGGACCUCAUGUACAUAUGUGUGACCAUCCCCAAGAUGCUCAUGGACCAGGUUAUGGGAGAUAAUACAAUUUCCCCCUUAGGUUGUGGGGUUCAGAUGUUCUUCUAUCUGACCCUCGCUGGAGCUGAGGUUUUCCUCCUGGCUGCCAUGGCCUAUGACCGAUAUGCUGCCAUUUGCAGACCUCUCCAUUACCCGCUGCUCAUGAACCAGAGAGUCUGCUGGAUCCUUGUGACUGGCUGCUGGUUCCUGGGAAUAGUUGAUGGUUUGUUGCUUACCCCUAUUACCAUGAGUUUCCCCUUUUGUCACUCUAGAAAAAUUAUGAACUUCUUCUGUGAAGCUCCAGCCCUGCUGAAGCUCUCCUGCUCUAGUAUUUUCCUAUACAAGACACUCAUGUAUUUGUGCUGUGUCCUUAUGCUCCUCAUCCCUGUCUCCAUCAUCUCCACCUCAUAUGGGUUCAUCCUACACCUCAUCCACAGGAUGAAUUCAGUUGAGGGCCGCAGGAAGGCCCUCACCACCUGCUCCUCUCACAUGGUGGUGGUGCUGCUCUUUUUUGGUGCCUCCUUCUACACCUACAUGCUCCCCAGAUCCUACCACACAGCUGAGCAGGACAUGAUCGUGUCUGCUUUUUACACCAUCAUCACCCCUGUGCUGAACCCCCUCAUUUACAGCCUCCGGAACAAAGAUGUCACAGAGGCUCUGAGAAGCAUGAUGCCAUUAGGGAUGAGAGUGAGAAAAGUUGGAAAUGUGAAAACCUAAGAAUGACCAUCUCUCUGUUCUCCUUCCUUCUUUCCUCCAUUCCCUAUCUCUCAUCUCAUUCUAUUCCCUGGUUCCUGGGCCCCAACACUAAGUUGUCCCAGAUCUUCCCUCCCUGCCAUGCAUGUGGUAUUUCUCCUCCACGCUGCUUACUUAUCCUGAAUUAUCUCUUGUAUUUAAGUUUCUCAGAGUCCCAUUGUCUCUAAUGCAAUCGUUGACAUAAGACAGAUCAUAGAGAGUACCCUAUAUCUUAUCUUCCAUCCCAACUUCAUUGACCAUUUUAGUUUGAGAUUUGGGGAGUCAAAGCUUUUAACCCUGAAAGUAGAUCACUGUGAAGAUUUCAUAUCUUAGCAGAAACCUGGAGGGGAAUUGGAUGUUCCCUCACUUUACAAUAGUUUUCAAAUCACAGUUCACUUGUGCCAGUCACUGCCUUCUUGUGUCUGCAGUUGUAACUUCAGUAAGUGCAUCUGAACACAUUUUGUUUGUUUGUUUUUAGUUCAAGUGUUGUA